AUGAGCGUGAAGGCUGAACAGGACCUCUAUCUCGACCCCUCCAUCAGGGACUGGGUCCUCGUACCCAUCACCCUCAUCAUGCUGCUCGUCGGCAUACUCCGCCACUAUGUCACCCAGCUUCUCAACUCUGCUCCCAAAAAGCAGUCCGCGGCUGCUGUUCGCGAACAACGAGCGCUUGGCCGGUCAGCAAUCCUGAGAGGCACAUCUACCCUCUCUCCCAUACCGCCUGCCGCGUACAAGGCCCUUUCAGCCUCUCUCGCCGCGGCCCUCUCCUCCGACGAGUACAUCAAGCCCGAGGAUGUCAAGAAGGAAGGCGAUGCUCCGCCCAAUCCUCUUGAAGGUGCGGGUAUGGAAAGCGCCAUGGACGGGAUGAAGAAGCAGGCUGUUAUGAUGGUGCCCAAUAUGGUGCUCAUGCAGUACAUCAACAUGUUCUUCUCUGGCUUUGUGCUGAUGCGAUUACCUUUCCCCUUGACUGCCGGUUUCAAGUCUCUUCUUUCCCGUGAUAUCGCCAUGGCGGAUCUGGACGUGAGAUGGGUCUCCGCUCUCUCUUGGUACUUUCUCAACCUCUUUGGUCUCAACGGCGUGUUCAAGCUCAUCCUCGGGGCUGACAACGCCGCGGUAGACACCCGUGACCUCACUUCCACCGCCUCCCUCUCUGGUGCCGGUGCAGGCCCUAUGGCUGGUCCUGGAGGCGCCCCCGAUAUGACCAAAUUGUUCAAGGCCGAGGUGGAGAAUCUGGCGCUCGCAGAGGGGUCGUACAAGUGGGUCGGUGAGGGGAUUGAAGACAGGGUUCUUGCGGGAUGGGGAAAGGUUUAGGGACUGUGCAUGUAUCGCACUCUUAGGGAUCGCGCGCAUGGCCAGGUUUGCGAGUCGAGACGUGGGCUUAACGUUGAUUGAACAGCAGACCAACUGCGACGAAUCGUGGCCAAUAAUCACUGAAAUAGACAACGGCAAAGCUCGUCGCCAUCCUCAUAUGAAGUAUGUGACGUGCUAUAUGCUUUCUUCUUUCGCCAUUGCUUUGCGUCCCUCGUAAUUCUCGCGCAGAGAAUAGGCCGUGAGGACGAAGCCUGAUGUCUCAUGGGCACGACAUACACAAGUCGGAUUACCAUGGCGCUGGCGACGUCGUUCUGAUCAGUUGGGACUGCGUACAGAACUCGAGGUCAAUGACUGCCCGGGAGGUCUACUUGUACAUGGCAGAUUGUGCGCGCUUCAAAUCUGUUCCCACUCGAUCACACGAUUGCUGGUAGGUAGAAGAAAAGUCAGCAACCCCAAGAAUAGCGCACCUUGUCAUCUCCUUUCUUGGCCUCCUUGAACCUUCUCUGCG
Messenger RNA from Cryptococcus amylolentus CBS 6039, 1324 nucleotides. RefSeq lists its product as hypothetical. The transcript has 10 exons. Lineage: Eukaryota; Fungi; Basidiomycota; Tremellomycetes; Tremellales; Cryptococcaceae. Bases 1 to 816 code for a protein of 271 amino acids. Gene Ontology annotation, biological process: protein folding in endoplasmic reticulum. Gene Ontology annotation, cellular component: EMC complex; membrane. The record is from RefSeq and is a predicted model, not a curated record.